AUUUUGAUAAGUAUUUUUAAUUUGAAUAAAUUAUGAUUUAAGCGUGUUAUCGCCGGGUAAUAGGGAGGUUUAAUCACAGAGCGCUUUCAUGGCAAAAUGUCACAGUUGAGUUGUUGCCUUUGUGUAGCGUGAACGAAAAAAGAAAUGUGCGAUAAAGAUGUCGUUGUUUCUGACUUUGGAAUUUAGGCGGGAGAUUGUUAAGAUAAUGAUCACUUACGAUUGUUCUAUAACUGUAAUAUACAGUAUUUUCACUUUGUUUUUCUGUUUCAGGCUUGGGUUUCAAGAUGCCUCACACAGGGCAAGCGGGCGUGAAUCAGCUCGGCGGCGUGUUCGUCAACGGGCGGCCGUUACCCGACGUGGUGCGCAAGCGCAUCGUAGAGCUCGCCAUCAUGGGCGUGCGACCCUGUGACAUCAGUAGACAAUUGCUGGUAUCCCAUGGCUGCGUGUCCAAGAUCCUCACGCGAUUUUACGAGACGGGCAGCAUUAGACCGGGCUCCAUAGGCGGAAGUAAAACCAAGCAAGUCGCGACCCCGACCGUGGUCAAGAAGAUCCUGCGCCUUAAGCAGGAGAACCCCGGCAUGUUCGCGUGGGAGAUCCGCGAGCGGCUGCUGAGCGCGCGCGUGUGCGAACCCCACUCCAUACCCUCUGUGUCGUCUGUGAACAGGAUCCUGAGGAACAGCGGGCUAGCGUGGAGCGAGGAUGAAGGCAGGAGCGAUUCCUACCAACCAUCAGAACCUCAAAACGUCAUGGAUUACAUGUCGCUGAAGAACCUACCACCAGCUAUGCCAUCUCAGCAGAACCCACCGUACUUCGCGCACACUGCAGUCAGAAUCCCACCUCCUCAACCCUCGGAGCCGCUCUACGACAGGCGGCUGGCCACCUCCUGGCUCCUAGCCAACCAGGUCCAAGCUCAAGGCCUCUUGAAACCCUACCCCAUAUCCCCAUGGCAGAGAAUCAUGAUCCCCUACCAUCCGGACUCGAAAAAUUUCUCACCAUACGCCAUUAAUCUGCACAACGAUCUUUUAACCAGGAUCAAUCCAGACGAAGUGAAGUCCGAAAAUUCUGAGCACAUUUCUGUCGAAACCAGCGACGAUAGUAGAGAUAAACCUGAGACGGAAGAAGAAAGAAAAACGCCGCUUGAAAAAGAGAAGAAGAAAAAUCCUUACUCUAUCGAAGAGCUUCUGAAGAAGCCAGACAAGAUGGUCAAUUCGAAGCCGGUCGUGUUCCAGAACUUUCUGCGACAACCCAGCGGGAGUAUGAUAGAGUAUGGAAGGGAGAAGGACUCUAGUAACAGAAGCUCGCCUGCCAGCUUUUGCUCGGGGCAGAGUUCCAACGAUGGCUUCGCAGAAUCGGAAAGGCCUGAAAUAAAAGCAGGUCACUAAAAUGUGAUAGGCAGCUGUUUAUCACUGGCCAUUGUAAUAAUAUUUAAAUCAGUACCUAUUGUUUUAGAGAAAAAUGUAUAAAUAAAUUUGCCAUAAUUCGGAAGAGAUUAUCGUAGUGUUAUCUUACUCUUGCAUUUGGUUAGGUAUUUUAUUUGGAUGUAAUUUAGUGUUGUAUAUAUAAUAUAUCUAGUAAUAAAUCCUUUAAAUUGGUCGACGCUGAAUAUUUUUGGAUGGGAAUAAGUUUCGUGCCAUACAAAACUGACUUUCACCAGUGAUAGAACACCUAAACUAUGAAUUCCAGUGACUAUUAUGCUGAAACAAAAUAACUUUAGUAAACAAACUAUUGUUAUGAAAUAAAAUAAUUGUUUGUUGUUAGAAUAACUUAAAAACUUAUUCCUUGUAAUUCUUUGUUAUAAUCUUAAUUAGAUGUAUUUCUUU
Molecule: messenger RNA, 1820 nt
Organism: Cydia pomonella (codling moth)
Lineage: Eukaryota; Metazoa; Arthropoda; Insecta; Lepidoptera; Tortricidae
Gene: Poxn
Product: paired box pox-neuro protein
Exons: 4
Coding region: 285-1382 (365 amino acids)
Biological process (GO): regulation of transcription by RNA polymerase II; anatomical structure development
Molecular function (GO): DNA-binding transcription factor activity, RNA polymerase II-specific; RNA polymerase II cis-regulatory region sequence-specific DNA binding
Source: RefSeq, a predicted model, not a curated record